This is a messenger RNA of Anneissia japonica, 2245 nucleotides long. Its product is annotated as 72 kDa type IV collagenase-like. Gene Ontology annotation, biological process: proteolysis; collagen catabolic process; extracellular matrix organization. The record is from RefSeq and is a predicted model, not a curated record. Gene Ontology annotation, molecular function: zinc ion binding; metalloendopeptidase activity. The coding region runs from base 249 to 1790 and encodes 513 amino acids. The transcript is spliced from 8 exons. Gene Ontology annotation, cellular component: extracellular matrix. NCBI's taxonomy places the organism in Eukaryota, Metazoa, Echinodermata, Crinoidea, Comatulida, Comatulidae.
AAAGACAUUCCGAACAAACUUCAAACAGAAACCAGUUGAUUUCCAAACACCUAAAGAUAUCAUAAAGUGUUUAUCUGAGGGCACAACACGUUCGGUUGAUUACCUUUUACACAAAUUGACUGAAGACUAACUCACCUGGGGCACGUUGGUUUAUAGUUUCAAUUAGUUGGGAGCCAACUGGGAGGGACCACAAUAUAACGGAGAGAAGGGUGUAGAUAACACGCACUAGACAAGAGAAAGUUAUCACGAUGCUGAAGUGCUUAAUUUUAACUGCAACUCUCUGCGCUAUCGCAUCGGCAGCUGAUAGUACUAUCGAUCAAGAUGCAUACAAUUAUCUACACCAGUUUGGAUGGGUUGGAGAAGGACCUGAUGGGUCACAGGCGGAACCAGCAGCUGUCAAAGAAGCCAUCAAAGCAUUUCAACGUUUUGCUGGCAUCAAAGAAACUGGUAAGAUUGACAAACGAACGGAAAGAAUGAUGGAAAAACCGCGUUGUGGAGUACCUGAUGUGUUGGGAUCUGGUCUGAUGGAUAUGCCAAUAGCAGAACUGAAGCUGAACACUUCCAAUCCUUACGGAAACAAUAGAGCAAGGAGGUACACUGCCGACGGUACAAAAUGGACGAAAAAUGACUUAACCUACUACUACAAUAACUACACACCGGACUUGUCAGGAGUUGCUCAAAAGGACGCCCUCCGUCGGGCAUUCGAUUUGUGGGCCGGAGUUACGCCACUCACCUUCACCGAGGUCAGCUCACUCCCAGCCGACAUUAUUAUUGAGUUUGCCAGCGGGACACACAGUGACGGACCAUGGGCUGCCUUUGAUGGUCAAGGAGGCACUUUGGCGCAUGCGUAUUUCCCUCAGAAUGGUGAUGCCCAUUUUGAUGAGGAUGAGGACUGGACAGUUGGUGUAGAUCGUGGCAUUAAUUUGUUCAUCGUCGCAGCCCACGAGUUUGGACAUAGCCUUGGACUUGGUCACUCCAGUGUCCAGGGUGCAUUGAUGUACCCCUGGUACCAAGGUUAUGUGGCUGAUUACCAACUUCCUAAUGACGACAUCAACGGAAUUCAAUACCUCUAUGGCAUGCCUCGCGUCACUCGACCUCCGGAACCAAAACCAGACCCAAAAACAGACGGCCCAGCAAACGAAAAGCCCACAAAGAAUACCUUGUGUAAAGAUUCCGAGUUUGUUAUCGAUGAUAUGAUUAGAGGUCCUGAUGGAAAGACGUACAUGUUUAUGGGCCGAUAUUACUACGAAAUUGAUGACGUGGGUAUCAAAGUCGGUCCUAAGAAAAUCUCUAAACUGUUUCCCGGCGUACCAUCCAACUUCAAUGCAGUGGUGACCUCUCCUUGGUCAAAAAGAACAUACUUCUUCAAAGGCGACAGAUACUGGAGAUUUUAUAACUUCCAACUAGAAUCUGGGUACCCAAAGAAGACAACUGAUACCGGUAUACCCAAGGGUCCAAACGCAGCGUUCGUUUGGGGCGGUAACGGCCAAAUGUACAUAGUCAAAGGCAACAAAUAUUACAACUUCAACGAACAAGAGCAAAAGGUAAUCGGCGCUCCAAAGAAAUUCAAGGCUUAUUGGAAAGGUGUACCAACUCCAAUUGAUGGUGCGUUCCAGUGGAGGAACGGUAAGACGUAUUUCUUCAAAGGGAGGAAAUAUUGGAGGUUUAAUGAUAGUGCACGUAAAGUCGAUAAAGACUACCCAAAGAAAACCAAAACUGCCUGGUUUGGUUGUGGGAGUUCAGACGCGAUCCCAAGUCGACUUCAACAGGCUGGGGCUAAGCAGGAAUAAUGGUUUAGCCUAUUGAUGCUUGGUAUCAACCAAAUAUCAUAACUUGGACAUAACCUAUUAAUGUAACAUUCCAGGAUAUAAGUGGCUGUCAUUUCUAAUGGUUUACCACUUUUUAAAUGUUUGAAUUUGCCAUAAAUUGUGCUGACUAAACAUUUUUAAUCAUUUUUUCUGAGUAUAAUGAAUAAAUGAAUGUGCAUUAUUAUGUAAUAUACAUUGUAAAUUCAUCACAUACCUCAGUCUAAGUGCGUAUUAUCAAGCAAAUACUAUAGUUGGCUGGUAAUUUUAAAUACCGGUACCUUUGUAAUAUCUGAUUUAAAUAUAUUGUUUUAUCUUUAUAUAAAGCAAUUAAUUAAAAUAGAGUGUAAAUAAUGUAGUUUUGGGUGACCAGCAUGUACAGUUUUUGUAGUUUUGAAUCGGAUAUUGAUAAAUUAAUAAAUAAAAAACAAACCUAUACU